AUGCCACAAAACGAAGAAACCGAGUGUUUGGCUCCUCAGCAAGAGACUCCAAUGCAAAAUACGACCAAAAAUGAAUCUUCACCAAAUUUGACUAAAAUCAAGAAGAAGAAACCAAAAAAGAAGACCGGGGCUCCCGCAGAACCAAUCUCGGAGUACUAUCAAAAGGCCCUUGUAGACUAUCCCGUCAGCCUUAGAAAUACAAAAGCCAAAGGAAGACAUGCUGCUGCUUCAGGUCCAAUUGCUGAAGGAACAACUGUAUGCCACGAACAAGCCACGGCCUUUGUGGUUCGAAGUGAAUUUAUCGACCAACAAUGUCACGUCUGCCUUGAUACCCUUGCCACAAAACUCAUGUGCUCGGAUUGUAAGAAAUCCUUUUAUUGCUCCCAGGCGUGCCUGGAUCGAGAUACAACCCAUCCAAAGGUGUGUUCGAUCAUAAGCCAAGUCGAUACAAUCGGCCGCUCAACAGACACAGAUCCAGAUCUUUUGCGUCUUAUGGUUCUUUUGAUGGCCGAGAGAAUGGAAGAAGCAGAUAUCCCCGAAGAAAACAAAACAGAAUACAAGCCCCUAUCCCAAACACCUUACUGGUGUGUCGAGGAUCUUUUGAGCCAUCGAGAACAUGCUGAUCGAGCAUUUAUUAACGUGCUAACAGAAGCUUCCCAAAGAUUGGUUUCAGAAAUGCCAGAAUCUAUGGCUAUGUCAGUUGAUGAUAUGGUAACACUUGCUUGCAGAAUCAACUCAAAUGCACAUGGCUUGGGUGACAACCAAUCUCGUAAUACAGACGUUGCACUGGGUCUAUUUCCUGUAGGCGCCAUGUUCUUUAACCAUGCCUGUAAUCCUAAUACUGCUUUUGUGGGUAUGCCAAACGGCCAAUUGGCUUUUCGGACAAUCAGACCAGUCAAGACCGAUGAAGAACUCACAGUAAGCUAUAUUGAUCUCUACGCUUCACGCGAUGAGAGACGUCAGGACCUUCUCAAGACAAAGCAUUUUUGGUGCAAAUGCAAGCGGUGUACGACCCCGAUGGAAAAUUCCGUUGACCGGUUUUUGCAGAGUGUAGUCUGUACUUCCUGCAGUAAAGACGUAUAUGUUAUUCCACCAGCCUCCAUAGAAGAGCUAAACAAGGGCGAAAAGAGUCUAGGAGAAACAUGGACUUGUGCAGGAUGUGGCCAUGUAGCUUCAGUAUCCAAGGUUAAUGAGGCUAUUGAGAAAGCUAAUGCCUCUUACACAGCUGGUAUGUACGCUCUUCGUCAAAGACGCGAUUACCGCUCUGCAUGUCGCCAGCUUGAGCCUCUUGCAAAAACUGUUCUUCCAAGUCAAGCAACGAAACUCCCUGCUGGUGAAAUCCAUCCUCAAAACUCUAUCCGGCUCAAUGCCUCUAUACCCCUUUUGAAUUGCCUUCGUCAUCAAGACAACAUCAAGGGCGCUAUCGAAGUCAACCGUACUAUUCUAGAUGUCCUUGAUGAACAUGCUAAGCAGAGCCUUCCAGACAAGACAGCCGAGAUCUCUGAUUUCUGGCAAAAUUUAGGUGAGCUAUGUGAUGCCAUGGCCGAGCAAUGCCGUGUAUCUGGCCGACAACCACUUCAAAAGAAGUGGUAUAAGGAAGCCAGAGAUGCCUACUCACAGGCUGCCAAAGUAAGAGCUGUUGUAUUUGGUCCUGAACAUCCCAAGACACAGUUCGUAGAAAGAUGUGCAUUGCGCGUCUAACAUAUUCUCUAGGAUUAUUUUUUUCCUAUUUUUUUAAUCAUUUCAACCUUCAUACUACUAUUCACUUAUACUCAUGUACAGCAUUAUAUUAUCCUAUAAAUCCACGCAAAUGUUUAUAUUAUACUCGUCUUUCCAACAAAAUAAAAUACAAUACAAUACAAUAAUACGAUACCUUGUAACAU
Phycomyces blakesleeanus NRRL 1555(-) is the source of this 1883-nucleotide messenger RNA. RefSeq lists its product as hypothetical. The coding region runs from base 1 to 1701 and encodes 566 amino acids. The transcript is spliced from 3 exons. Gene Ontology annotation, molecular function: protein binding. The record is from RefSeq and is a predicted model, not a curated record. Lineage: Eukaryota; Fungi; Mucoromycota; Mucoromycetes; Mucorales; Phycomycetaceae.